Cantharellus anzutake is the source of this 2310-nucleotide messenger RNA. RefSeq lists its product as uncharacterized. NCBI's taxonomy places the organism in Eukaryota, Fungi, Basidiomycota, Agaricomycetes, Cantharellales, Hydnaceae. The record is from RefSeq and is a predicted model, not a curated record. Bases 74 to 2242 code for a protein of 722 amino acids. The transcript has 9 exons. Gene Ontology annotation, biological process: mitotic sister chromatid cohesion.
CACUCCCACUGCUCCGUCUCUAAUUUUACUACGGUCCAGUUUCGACUUGGAGACAAUUAGCCUCGUGUCUGAGAUGUAUAACACCGGACAACUUCUGUUGUCCUUGCCUUGCUAUCUACUACAUCCGCCCAACCACUCAAACCACAUCGUAUCGCUCUACACUGCGCUACUAGCCAUACGAAAGUGUCUUCGUUUUCAGGAGCAGUCACUCCAGAUUCACCAUGGCAUGCCGAUCUAUGCAGAAGCUUUGACUCCAGAAAUGGAGUGUCAAGCGUGCACGAUCUAUGCUGAAAUAGGUUUGCAGAUAAUAGGCGCUGAUCUAGGUGGCAGCACUGCACCUAUGUGGUGUCGUGGCAUUGAAGGGGAGAUUGAAUCUGCAAUACAAAGAGGACUCCACUUAUGCCAUUCGUCGAGAACAUCUUUGCGGGAAUAUUAUUUCCAUCUUACUUUACUCCACUCUCACCUCACUCACCGUCAAGGGAACGUCAAGCUCUCGCGCUCAAUUAUAUCCCGACUGAAGACUCACUUAACUGAGUCAGAUCUCCCUCAUAUCCAUUACCAAAUCCUACUUUGCGAGCACGCCAACUACAUCACCCCACCCCCGAGUGGCUCACCUUCGGAUUCAGUCCCUUCGUCACCUCCCGCACCUUCAUUUUCGGAUAUCCGUUCAGCACUUGAUGUGACUCAGGAACUGGCACAAAGAGGUCGAUUCUUUGGCCAUCCAGAUAUUGUAAAGCUUUCCGUCGUUAUGCGACUAAGGACUCUAGUUCGUGGGGACAUGUGGCGUAGCCGUCCAGGGCAUGCUCCGGACAUGAGUGUGGAAGGGUGCAUCGCCGCAGCGGAGGCGGAACUGGGACUCAAUUUCGAGGAGGAAAGCCCGGGAACUGUGAGGAAUAGCGCACAAUCCUCGGGAUCGGCUUCCGUUGGACCAACCACGGCCCCAUUCUCACUGGUUGAAGCCACUUUCCAAGUUCAACUCCUUUACCUUUCUAUUUUAUUUUACACCCAAAUCGGGAGAUCUUCCGAUACCAGCACUCGAUUGAAACGUUUCCAUCCUCUCGUAGAUGCGCUGAACGAUGAUGCGUUCAGUGGUUCUGAUGGCACUGCUACACUGAAGAUUCAUUUGGAGAGGGACUACCCUUUGAUAAUACGUAUUACCCAUCCCCGCGUGUUCUACGAGGUUGCUUUUUCUGUCUCAUCGAUUUCGCGGCGGGACUCAAUUGGAGCGAAUCCGAAGCGUAAACGAUAUGCUGAGGAAGGUCUCAUUGCAUCAGCUGAUAUGAUAAACGAUGCUACAUUCCCCCCUUGGGCGUCAUUAACGGAUGCACAGUUAGUCGAAGAUCGUCUUGCCAAGGUGAAAGCUGAUUUACUUUGCGAGAUGACCGCGGUCUGCAUUUCCAGGAACGAAUUUGAGGAGGCCCAACAUCAUAUUUCGUUUCUCAUUGCUCACGCGCGGACAUAUUCGAUUUUCCCAUAUUAUGCACCUCGCAUUACGCUUCAUCAAGCACAUCUUGCCCAUGCCACACUCCAUGUCGACCGUGCUCUCAGGUGCUAUCGUGCUGCUGCCAUCCUUGACGGCGAUGUUGGGAAUGGCAAUAGGCCUUCCAGCGGAGGAAGGGCUCCCGGAUUUGUUGGAGUGGCGGCUAGGGCGGGAGAGGUUGCCUUACGCUUUGGUCUUCAAGCUCAAAGGAAACGGGACAAUCCGAGAAUGCAGCUCCGCAAUGAUCCUGAAUUGGAGGAAAUGGCAAGAACAGUCAUCGUUGAAUGUAGAACAUUUCCUGGAACUUUACGUGCAAUCGGUGAACUCCUUGAGGCGGUGACAUCACCUGAGAUAGUCAGGGCAAAGCAACGACUAAAAGUAUCUCUUGACAUCGCAACAACAGCUCAAGAUAAUCAUCUUCGUGCGCUUAUCGUUGCUUUGACAUCCGCACACUACCAUAAUACUGCAAGCGAGCAUGCCUUCAUGAUGCUCAAGACCGCCAACCGUCUAGCCGCCGGAAUGGGUGCAAGUAGUGGCACGAACCCAACGACACAAACAAUUGGGAAUGCGCCUUUGGGGCUUUGGAGUGGAGAACGACUUUUUGAGUUAUACAGGAAACAAGGUCAUGCACCAUCAAAAGAAGUUGAAACACUGAUUCAACGGACGCGGCUUUGCCAACAGGCAAUGCAAAUCCUUCCCUCCAGGCUGAACAUCAACACAUCAGCCCGCAUUCAAAUGGAUGAUGCGCUGCCAUUGGGCUAAACAAGAUUUGGUUGUACCUAAAUACCUGAAUUUGAUCUAAAAUACCCAACAAUUUCUUCUUACGUCAC